Messenger RNA from Hemicordylus capensis (graceful crag lizard), 1633 nucleotides. RefSeq names its product olfactory receptor 2D3-like. Bases 1 to 657 code for a protein of 218 amino acids. The transcript is spliced from 2 exons. The record is from RefSeq and is a predicted model, not a curated record. Lineage: Eukaryota; Metazoa; Chordata; Lepidosauria; Squamata; Cordylidae. Gene Ontology annotation, biological process: G protein-coupled receptor signaling pathway. Gene Ontology annotation, cellular component: membrane. Gene Ontology annotation, molecular function: G protein-coupled receptor activity.
AUGGAUCUUGAUCAUGAAAAUGACACCUUGCCAGAGAAUUUCAUUCUAACAGGGCUCUCCAGGCAGCCCUGGGUUCGUGAGGUGCUCUUUGUGAUUUUCCUUUUGCUCUACCUAGUAACCAUCUCUGGGAAUGGCCUCAUUGUUGUAUUGAUUAUCAUGGACUCUCAUCUUCAUACUCCCAUGUAUUUCUUCCUUGGCAAUCUCUCCUUUAUUGAUGUCUGCUACUGUACCACUAGUGUCCCACAGAUGCUUGUCCACUGCUUCCAGGAGCCAGCCACCAUCUCCUAUGCCAGGUGUAUUGCUCAGAUGUGUAGCUCUCUAUUCCUGGGGAUGACAGAGUGCAUUUUGCUGGCUGUCAUGGCAUAUGACCGCUUUGUGGCUAUAUGUAGCCCCCUUCAUUAUACAUUGAUCAUGAGUCGAAAAGUAUGUAUUGCCCUAGCAUCGUGCUCAUGGGUCACAGUAGUUGGGAUCUUUUUUGGCACAGCAAUUGCUAUGUAUACACAACCACAGACGAAAUUCGUCUCAGAAAGUGACAAGUUUGUCUCCAUCUUCUAUGGGGUAAUCACACCUAUGCUGAAUCCCCUGAUCUACAGCCUAAGGAACAAAGAUGUGAAAGCAGCCCUGUACAGAAUGAUAGGAAGAGAAACAAAAACUUAGGACCAAGCUCCUCCCUCAUGCUUGUAUUUUUCUCUUUAAGGGGGAAAAAGUGGUUUUAGGUGGGCAGUUUAGUUUAGGGAAAUAGUGCUGAUGAGAUUUUCUGAGAAUCCCAUUUAUGCAUCCCAAUAGUCCCUUCAUAACCACAAAGGUAAGCAGAAAGAAUCCAGUCAUGGUCGCAAUUUUCCACCUGGAAAUUUCAAGAUUACAAGGGAGGACCAGCAGAAAUCAGGUCCUUUAUUUUCUGCUGUGUCCAUUGCUACUUCUCUUUUAUGAACUGUCAUGCCAUUUUAAUAUGCUAAUUUUUCAACACAGCACUGUAAACCUUUAGGAAAUACAUUUUUAGCACUGUAAAAUAAAUAUUUUAAAUUAACAAACAAUAAAAUGUUGAGUUUCUGUGUACCUAGGAGAGAGGCAAAGGUUCUAAACCCCUAUGUCAUUUGGCAACCUGGUUGAUGAAUAAGAGGGGCUGUUCUAGGAUGAAGUGGGUGUUCUAGGUUGUCCUAGAAUGAAGGGAAGCUCCAUCUCUUUGCAUAGAUCUACUUUGCAGUGUUGGAGGUAGUGGAAGAACGUGCCUUUAAAACACACCAUAAAUUAGAGGGUUGACUAAGGAUUAGAAGUGGGUGCCCCUUUUCUAAAGUUGUAUUAACUUCAUAAUGAAAUGCUUUAAAACAACAACUACUGGAAGACAUUGUUUCAUCUUCCGUUUAACUUAAGGAUUUGCCCCUGUGGAAUGGGUGCCGUAGGAACUACCCCUCAUGUUAUUUUAUACUGUGAGUUUUAUAGUGAUGCUCGUUAAAAACUAAUUUCUCCUCUUUUGGGGAAGUUUCCGGCCGUGUCACUCUGAUUAAUUUUAUUUAGAGUUUUUGUUAUCUAACUUUUGCAAAGAGAUCACUUUCAAUGUGGCUAGGUUUUGCUACAUUGUUUGUAUUACACGCUCUAGUCUUAUGUAACUUUUUUUGUUGUAUUGUCUGAUCUA